Jatropha curcas is the source of this 1505-nucleotide messenger RNA. RefSeq names its product Single hybrid motif superfamily protein (gene BCCPII). NCBI's taxonomy places the organism in Eukaryota, Viridiplantae, Streptophyta, Magnoliopsida, Malpighiales, Euphorbiaceae. The record is from RefSeq and is a predicted model, not a curated record.
AUUUUUCUUUAGAAAGUGUGCAGAAAAGAGGAGAAUAAUUAAAUUAAAUUCAAAACAUAAAACAGGUGGGCCAAAUUAAUCCAGUGGAGUGCACCAGCUGUAAUGUUUGAUAGUUGGGAGACGUCUCCCUUCUGUCGUCUUUGGAGGUUUAUGGAGUUGUAACUGGUCUCUGUGUUUCUCUGUCUCUAUCUGCUCUUUCUUGCUCUUAUAGGGCUAAAAGCCAUAAAUCUAAUGUCUUUAAGAGACCCAGUAGCCACAUAAUAGUAAUACCCAAAGUCACCAUCUUUUUGCCUUGUGGAUAUUUAAAAGAUUGAAGUUGAAGUGGGUUUUGUUAAUUCUGCUUUCUUCAGUAUUUUUCUUGAUUAUUCGGAUAGUCCAUGGCUUCCUGUAGCUUAGGAGCUUCAAACAUUAAACUAUCAAAGUUGAAUUUCGGCAGAGAAAGAGCUGGUAAUAUACAGCAAUGGAGUGGCAUGAGAACGUCGAUAGGAUGGAGACAACUGCAAUAUACAGGUCUCACUGUAAUAUAUAAACCAAAGGAAACAUUCAGUGUACGCUGUUGUCCAACUUUAGAAAAGGAAACCAGUACAAAUAGAGUGGACAGCAUCAAACAGACUAAAUCAUCUGGGUUGACAAGCCAACUUAUUCCAAAUUCAUCUGAGAUUGAAUUUCUGGUCACAGAAGUAUGCAAUGCAACUUCUAUUGCGGAGUUUGAAUUGAAAGUUGGUGGAUUUUGGCUAUAUUUAACUAGGAACUUAACUCAGAAAAGUAAACCUUCACCUGUUCCUACUCUUGCUCCUCUUCCUCCUGACCCUGCCCCUGCUCCUGAUCCUCUCACUGCAGAUAAGACUAUUAAGGCACCUGAGCUAAAUGGGUCAGUUUCUUCAACAUCUUUUGCUAUCUCCAAACCAGCACCUUUUUCGGGAGGUAUUCAAUCAUUUCUUGAUAAAGCUGUGGAUGAAGGCUUAAUGAUACUGCAGUCUCCAAGGGUUGGUUUUUUCCGAAGAUCUCGAACUAUAAAGGGAAAGCGUGCUCCCCCAUCAUGUAAAGAGAAGCAAAUAGUGAAGGAGGGGCAAGUGCUUUGCUACAUUGAACAGCUGGGUGGUGAACUCCCAAUUGAGUCUGAUGUGUCUGGCGAAGUCAUCAAAAUACUGCGGGAGGAUGGCGAUCCUGUUGGAUAUGGUGAUGCUCUCAUUGCAAUUCUCCCAUCAUUUCCUGGGAUAAAGAAGCUUCAGUAGAUUAUCUAUUUUAUUUUUCUUAAAAGUGUUCCAGCAUUGUUGAGAUGGUGACAAAGUAGGAACCAUGUGUGCCUGUGUUCUAACUUUGCAUUGGCAGUACGUGCAGUUAACUGAUCAUUGCGGUGUUUAGUGGCCUCUGUAUACAAAUUUGAUAUAGUCAUUGAUAGCUUUUGAAAGUUUUAACAUUGUGAAAUUCUAGCCUUCUUCAUUGUUAUUUAUCAUUACACAUACUUUUUUUUUUCAAUUUAAUUUAUUAGUUUUAAAACUAUU